Dioscorea cayenensis subsp. rotundata (Guinea yam) is the source of this 1131-nucleotide messenger RNA. Its product is annotated as deSI-like protein At4g17486. The record is from RefSeq and is a predicted model, not a curated record. The coding region runs from base 280 to 975 and encodes 231 amino acids. Gene Ontology annotation, molecular function: deubiquitinase activity. The transcript is spliced from 4 exons. Lineage: Eukaryota; Viridiplantae; Streptophyta; Magnoliopsida; Dioscoreales; Dioscoreaceae. Gene Ontology annotation, biological process: protein deubiquitination.
GUUUGGGUUCUUCAAAGCUCUGAUUUUUAAAAUAGAAAGCCUCAAAUCUCUCUCAGAAAUCUCUUGUUCUUCUUCUUCUCUUCAAUUGCUUGCUCCCAAGUUCAUCUCCUUCUUCUGCAAUCUCUGGUGCUUGUUUUCCACUCUGGAGUUCAGAAUGUGAGCUGUUCUUUCAAUUGAAAUCUCUCUUCCAAGUGUCUGAACUUGUUUUCCUCCUAAAAAUCAUAUUUGUGCACUUGAAGGGACGUUACAUCAGGCUUAAAGAAAGGGUGGCAUUCCCUUAUGCCACUUAACUUAAGGGGAAAAGCCGCUGCUCAAUUUUCUCUGUUCUUGAAGGUCCGUUCAGCUGGCCAAACGAAGGGCAGUUCACCGGUUUAUCUGAAUGUAUAUGACUUGACACCAAUGAAUGGCUACUUUUAUUGGGCUGGCAUUGGGAUAUACCACUCAGGGGUUGAAGUUCAUGGGGUGGAAUACGCAUUUGGUGCGCAUGAUUACCCAACCAGCGGAGUCUUCGAAGUUGAGCCUCGACAAUGCCCUGGCUUCAGGUAUAGGAUGUCAAUAUUCAUGGGAACAACUUGCUUAGAUCCAAUUCAGGUUAGAGGAUUCAUGGAGCUACUUUCGAUGAACUACAACGGCGACACAUACCAUUUGAUUGCCAAGAACUGCAACCAUUUUUGCAAGGAUGCCUGCUAUAAGUUGACAGGCAACUCGAUUCCAAAAUGGGUUAAUCGACUUGCAAGAAUAGGUGCUCUCUGCAGUUGUCUUUUACCUUCAGCUUUGCAAGUUACUGCUGUUAAUCAUGAAACUGAUUACCCAGUCUAUGAAGGUGAAAGGAGGAGGUUGAGAAGUGCUUUCAGCUGUCUAUCUUCACUAUCUAUGAGGCAGAAACAAUUUCUAACUGCAUCUCUCUUCUUGCAUUCACCUUUGAAAGGCUACCUUGCUCCAUGGGAGUUGAGAGGAUUGACGCCAUUUCGCUGAACCAAAGCUAAAAAACAGAGACAUUUUCCUCUCAGGAAUGCUGUCAAUCUGUGAACCAUUCUGUAGUUCUUUCCUCUCUGUUAAUGAUACUGUCUGUUGUAUUCCAAAUUUUCUUAAUUUAAAUUGAAAAGAAAAAAGACAAUUAUCUUUGUUGAU